This is a messenger RNA of Hordeum vulgare subsp. vulgare (domesticated barley), 1403 nucleotides long. RefSeq names its product splicing factor YJU2-like. Bases 133 to 1134 code for a protein of 333 amino acids. NCBI's taxonomy places the organism in Eukaryota, Viridiplantae, Streptophyta, Magnoliopsida, Poales, Poaceae. Gene Ontology annotation, cellular component: U2-type catalytic step 1 spliceosome. Gene Ontology annotation, biological process: mRNA splicing, via spliceosome. The transcript has 8 exons. The record is from RefSeq and is a predicted model, not a curated record.
CUUUGCCGGCGCAACCCAAAUUCCGACCACGACUUCCUACGACCCUCAGACGCCGCCCUCGAAACGACCCACUCGCCCCUCUCUCCGCCGCGUCCAAACUAGUGCUCCGGCGAGCUUUCCGGCAGCGGCGCGAUGGGUGAGCGGAAGGUGCUGAACAAGUACUACCCGCCGGACUUCGACCCGGCGAAGAUCCCGCGGCGGAAGCAGCCCAAGAACCAGCAGAUCACGGUUCGCAUGAUGCUUCCCAUGAGCAUCCGGUGUGGCACUUGUGGGACCUACAUCUACAAGGGCACCAAAUUCAACUCGCGCAAGGAGGACUGCAUCGGCGAGACAUACUUGGGCAUACAAAUAUUUAGGUUUUACUUCAAGUGUACUAGGUGCUCAGCUGAGAUGACCUUCAAAACAGACCCUCAGAACUCAGACUACACGGUGGAAUCUGGGGCUAGUCGCAAUUUUGAACCUUGGCGUGAAGAGGAUGAGGUCGUGGACAAACAGAAGAGAAAACGAGAAGCAGAGGAGAUGGGCGAUGCAAUGAGAGCACUGGAGAACAGAGCAAUGGAUUCAAAGCAGGACAUGGACAUACUUGCUGCUUUAGAAGAAAUGCGGUCUAUGAAGUCGAGACAUGCUGGAGUCUCUGUUGACCAGAUGCUUGAAAUUUUGAAGCAUUCCGCUCAUCAGAAGGAGGAAAAAACAGUAGCAGAACUAGAUGAAGAAGACGAAGAACUCAUCAAAUCAAUCACUUUUCGAAACUCGAAAGAUUAUGUUAAACGGAUCGAAGACGAUGACGAUGAUGAUGAAGAUUUAGGUAUACCAGGAAAGCCAAGUGUCAUGUCAAAGAUCAAUGGAUCUUCUGAACCAGUGUUAAAUCCAACAGAUGUCUUGACCAAAGCUAAUGGACCUGAGAGUAAUAAAGAAGGAAACAAGAGCUUUGCAUCAAAGAUGCCCAAAUUCAUAGUAAAACCAAAGCCCGUUGCCGCAACUGCACAUCCUCCGAAGAAACAGAAGACUGAACCCGCAGCUGUCCAAGAGAACGGGAAAGCACCAGCUGCCGAGGGAAAAAGCGAAGCUUCAGAAGGGAAGACCAAUGUUCUUCAGUCCCUCUGCCAGUAUGAUAGCGAUGAAAGUGAUGAAUGAAGAUAACUCUUCUUGGAGUCAUAUCUGCACCGGAGUUGGCAAACCCCUGGAACUCAAGCCUGUAAAUCGUCUCCUCACAAAUCUCUGCUGCGAACUGCAAGUCCGUCGUGCUGAAAAUCCAUUGCAGCUAAUAGUCCAGGUUCCAGAUCUAUUGGCAAUUUGAAGCAGCACUGAGAUUAUUGUUGUGUUCAUGCCUUGCUCCUGUGAGUUGAUUUUUUAUGUAGAGUUACUGUAAAUCAUGGAGCUUUCAUCUGUGUCUGUGACGAUCU